Messenger RNA from Seriola dumerili (greater amberjack), 1500 nucleotides. It is a transcript of the gene hes4, whose product is annotated as hes family bHLH transcription factor 4. Bases 212 to 1087 code for a protein of 291 amino acids. Lineage: Eukaryota; Metazoa; Chordata; Actinopteri; Carangiformes; Carangidae. The transcript is spliced from 4 exons. Gene Ontology annotation, cellular component: nucleus. Gene Ontology annotation, biological process: regulation of transcription by RNA polymerase II; regulation of neurogenesis; anterior/posterior pattern specification. Gene Ontology annotation, molecular function: RNA polymerase II cis-regulatory region sequence-specific DNA binding; protein dimerization activity; DNA-binding transcription factor activity, RNA polymerase II-specific. The record is from RefSeq and is a predicted model, not a curated record.
CGCGCGGUGCAACGCACGCUCCUGUACUCAGGUGACAGCUCAGUGAUAACAAACGCAAACCGAUCGGUGGACUCGACUGCCAGGCGUCUCUAUAACCGUCUGCAGAGGCUCAAAGUGAAUUUCUCAAACUUUUUUUUUUAAGUUUUCAUUUCCGCGGCGCUUCCAAAAAAAGGAUUUACUUCUUUACGCCUUUCCUCUGGUUUGAUCAACGAUGCCAGCUGACACUAUGGAAAAGCAGACGGCAUCUCCUAUUGCCGGUGCCCCUGCAAACGGAUCACACACACCGGACAAACCGAAAAAUGCCAGCGAGCAUAGAAAAUCAUCCAAACCGAUCAUGGAAAAACGCCGGAGAGCGAGAAUUAACGAAAGUCUUGGGCAGCUCAAGACUCUCAUCUUGGACGCACUUAAAAAAGAUAGCUCCAGACACUCCAAGUUGGAAAAAGCAGACAUCCUGGAAAUGACAGUGAAGCACUUGAGGAACCUGCAGCGUGUACAAAUGAGCGCAGCGCUCUCAGCAGAUGCCACCGUCCUGAGUAAAUACAGAGCCGGAUUCAACGAGUGCAUGAACGAGGUCACCCGCUUCCUGUCCACCUCAGAGGGGGUUAACACGGAGGUGAGGUCGAGGCUCCUCAACCACCUGUCCAGCUGCAUGAGCCAGAUGAUGUCCAUGAACUACCCGCAGCAGGCCCCGUCCCAGCAGGCGCACCUGGCUCAGCCUCUCCACGUGCAGCUCCCAUCCACUCUGCCCAUCAGCGGCGCUGCCAUGGGCUCCAAACUCAGUCCUGCCGAGGCCGUCUCCCCCAAGGUCUUUGGUGGGUUCCAGCUGGUUCCCGCAACCGAUGGACAGUUCGCUUUUUUGAUCCCUAACCCGGCCUUUGCCUCCGCCACAGCCCCAGUCAUCCCCCUUUACACAAACGCAGGAGUGCCUGUUGCAGUCAACGCCAGUCCGGUGCACGGCAGCUCAGCACCGACUGCAGCAUCUCCAGUUCACGGGAUGACGUCCUUCUCCGGGGGGUCCCAGGCGGUCAGUCCGGUGGGGGUCAGCACCGGCUCGGAGAGCAGCGAGCCCGUGUGGCGGCCUUGGUAGCUUAAGGGACAAGAGACUCAUGUGAAACCAGUUUGCAUUAUUUUUCCAGUUUAGACAUUUAACUGACUGCACACACAACUGUUGCUGGGGUCGAACCUGUGACUUUUCCCGCUGUGGAAUGGUAACUCUAACCACUUAAUACCCCCCCAGCACUUCUCAUUGUUUCGUUUUAUGGAACAGGGGUUGUCUCAUAUGGCACAUAGUUUUUAUAAGUUAUUGUCUGAUUCCAAUAUUUGGAUGUCGGUGAUAACCGCGCUGUACAUGCAGAAGAAUUAUAGGAAACUUUUGUUAUGAAGUACUUUUUAUGAAAAGCUUUUAGUUUUGUACAGAGUUGUUAUGGAUUGUUAUACCAAAGCUGUGUUUUAUAUUCUUUGUUGUUUUGUGUUGAAAAGAAAAAGUGAAGUUGGGUGAUG